UCUGUCUUCACUGACUAUCGAACACUGAAACAAAGCUUGCUCGUCCUCCUUCCGCAUUUAACUCACCAUGAAGCUCGCGACUACUCUCCCUCUCACCCUCCUGUCCACAAUCUCGCUCCUCCCAUCUGCCUCGGCAUGGAAGCUCACCUGGCACGAUGAGGACGGCAAAGGGUCCGUUGAAUCCGGCAAAGGGCCUCACUCAUGCAUUGAGAUCCAGCAUGCCCAAGGGGAGAGAUACGUGUGGGAUAACCAAGGGAACGAGAACAUCGGGAUCUAUUUCUACACUUCAUCCGAUUGCUCGGGAACGGUGGCCGGUUGGUCGACCGACAAAUGGGCGAAGGAUGCUUCAAGAGACCUUCUGAGUUUUGAGGUCAAGAGCGAGGGCGCUAAAACGACGGGCACUAUGACGACUACGGGAUCGCAUACUUCUUCUGAUGAUUCUUCUGCCAGUGCCACUGUUACAACAUCGACUGGUCGGGCCUCGAAUUCGACGGAGUCUGGGUCUUCUAGUGCAGUAGGAUCGAAGACAAACCCUGAAGCGAGUGCGACGGCGUCCAGCUCGGCCGAGUCAAGUAAUACGGCAUCGGCACCAAGUUCUACUGAGACCGAGCAGUCGGGGUCGAGUACUCCUUCGCCUACUGCGUCUGCGACGGAUGGAGCAUCGACGGACGAGUCUGCUGCGUCUUCACUUUCGAAGAAUUCUGCGGUCCAGCUUAUGGCUGGGCUGACGUUUGGUCUGGCAGCAUUUGAAUGGUUAUUUUAGAGCUGCGUUGAAGGAAUUGAAUUGUGGCUCAGGGGACACGAGACACUGGAAGAUCAAAAUAAGUUGGCGAGUCGCCAUGCUGGCGUCUGUGAGAUGAUUAUGUCGGUUCCUUUUCUUCAUUUGGCUUUUAUAGUCAUGUCUCUUUGCGCUUGGCCAAUUUAAUCAAACCCCGCGAUAUUAGUUAUGAGUAUGGUGAAAGUUUAUUCUGCACAUGCAACAUGGAUUCUCACCUCAAUCGUUUGGAAAGCAUCCCUUUCGUUGAUCCUUCAAGCUGCGCCGGUCUCCGCGUGCAAUCAUCCGAUCCCGAGCCCUAAUCGCUUCGACAUCCCC
Aspergillus steynii IBT 23096 is the source of this 1093-nucleotide messenger RNA. RefSeq lists its product as uncharacterized. Bases 68 to 763 code for a protein of 231 amino acids. The record is from RefSeq and is a predicted model, not a curated record. The transcript has a single exon. Lineage: Eukaryota; Fungi; Ascomycota; Eurotiomycetes; Eurotiales; Aspergillaceae.